AUGAUUUGGGUUAUCAAGUUCACAAGACGAAGCGAACUUGAAUUUUCUUCACCGGCCGACGAGAAACUGAACGAUAGUAUCCCGGAAAACACUCAGCGCGCGAUAAAAUUUGGGAAUAUGCCAAGUUAUCGUGAGGAAAAACGGAAGAGGAAAAAGGACAAGCGCGUUUACGAUGCGCUUCAGAGGAUCAGUGAGGCGAAUGAUGAAAGGGACAGUGCAUCGGUGAAAUCUUCAAGCAUCAAUCAUGAAAGCAACGGCACCCUACCACUCAGCGUUGAGUUCAGUCCACAAGAGAAGGAAAUUGUCACAACGAUGCUUAACGGUUAUUUCAUUGUUUAA
Messenger RNA from Gongylonema pulchrum, 339 nucleotides. NCBI's taxonomy places the organism in Eukaryota, Metazoa, Nematoda, Chromadorea, Rhabditida, Gongylonematidae. The record is from the annotation of a GenBank genome assembly.